AUGAGUCUGUUUGACCCGUUAGGUCUCGUCGCAUCCUUUGUCAUCGAAGGGAAAGUCAUCAUCCAGGAGGUUUGGAGAUCGAAAGUCGGCUGGGAUGAGCAAAUUCCCGGCGAAAUACUUCCACGUUGGCAGCAAUGGUUGGAGAUACUUCGGUCGCUGGACAAAGUGAAGAUCCCGCGGUGCUAUUUUCCCGGAUACAGCCAAGAAGCCUACGAAUCAUUAGAGUUGCACGUGUUCGUAGACGCAAGCGAAAGCGCGUUCGCGGCCGCUGCUUACUUCAGAGUUGUGGACAACGGAACAAUCCGGUGCUGUUUGGUUAGCGCAAAGACCAAGGUAGCUCCUUUGCAAUCGAUUGGGAUACCUCGUCUGGAACUUCAGGCAGCAACGAUUGGAACACGACUGAUGAAGACUGUCACCGAAAAUCACACCAUUCCGAUCAAGCGAAGGGUGAUGUGGAGCGAUUCCAAAACGGUACUCGCCUGGCUUCGAUCAGACCAUAGGAGAUAUCGGCAGUUUGUAGCAUUCCGGAUUACGGAGAUCCUCGAAGAUACGAACGUUGCAGAUUGGAGAUGGGUGCCAACCAAGCUAAACGUGGCGGACGAAGCCACAAAAUGGGGAAAGGGUCCCAACUACCACGAGAACUGCAGGUGGUUCAACGGUCCUGCAUUCCUAUACGAGGACGAGAAUAAAUGGCCUGAAGAAGAUUCGGCGCAGGAGGAGCAUUCGGCUGAAGAGCUGCGGAACGUCCGUAUUCAUGUUCAGCACACGGCUGAACCCGUUGUACCGUUCCAGCGGUUUUCCAAAUGGGAGAGGCUGGUGAGAGCAAUCGCAUAUGUACGCCGUUUCUACCAGAAUUGUCAACACAAAAGGAAUGGCUCGGCGAUCACCACGGGAUUUCUAUCAUGCGAAGAGCUGAAUGCAGCAGAGUAUCUAGUAUGGAAGCUAGUGCAAGAAGAAGUAUUCCCAGCGGAAUUCGACGUUCUACGGAGCAACCUGCACGAGCCAUCGGGUCAACGGGAAGCAGUAGAAAAGAGCAGCAGCAUCUACAAGCUGGUGCCAUUCCUGGGCGAAGGAGAAGUAAUACGGAAGGACAGUCGAAUCAAAGCCUCACCUUACGUUUCGUACAACACGAAAUUUCCAAUCAUCGUACCCAAGCAACACUACGUGACGGAUCUCCUGGUCAACUGGUAUCACCGGCAAUACGGUCACGCAAACGGAGAAACGGUGGUGAACGAAAUUCGGCAGAAGUACCACAUACCGAAGCUUCGAGUUAUCGUACGGAAGAUUGCGAAAUGCUGCACCUGGUGUUCGGUGUACCGAUGUGUACCACAAGUACCGAGAAUGGGUCCAUUACCGAUAGCACGGCUCACGCCAUACGUACGAGCUUUCACGUUUGUAGGUCUGGAUUACUUUGGACCCCUUACUGUUCGCGUCGGACGGGCCAGUGCAAAGCGAUGGGUAGCCCUGUUCACUUGCCUGACUACUAGGGCAAUACAUCUGGAAGUGGCGACGUCGUUGUCAACCGAGUCUUGCAUUCAGGCAAUUCGUAGGUUCAUCGCUCGUAGAGGAGCUCCCCAGGAGGUGUACUCCGACCAAGGAACCAAUUUUCAAGGCGUGAGCAGCGAACUUGCCAGACAAAUACGGUCGAUCAACGGAACACUGGCGGCUACCAUCACCAACUACCGAACCCAGUGGAAGUUUAACCCACCGUAUGCUCCUCACAUGGGGGGCGUAUGGGAGCGGCUUGUACGCUCCGUAAAGCGUGCUCUCAGCUGUCUUUUGACCGAUCGCAAUCCAGACGAUGAGACGUUGGCUACAGCACUUGCGGAGGUAGAAUCGUUGGUCAAUUCGCGCCCUCUGACUUAUCUACCGCUAGAGAGCGAGGAGCACGAAGCCUUGACGCCGAACCAUUUUUUGCUCCUAAGCUCCAGCGGAGUAGUUCAGCCAGCCACGAAGCCGACGCAUGAUGCAGAAGCCCUGCGUUCCAAUUGGGGCAUGAUCAAGGUUAUGCUCGACAACUUCUGGAGAAGGUGGCUCCGAGAGUAUCUCCCGGUUAUGUCACCGCAGUCCAAAUGGUUCGGAGAGGUGCGGAAUGUCCAGGUCGGUGAUCUGGUGAUGAUUGCCAACGAGAAGGAGAGGAACAGCUGGACACGCGGAAGAAUCCGUCAAGUAUACCCAGGAAGGGAUGGGCGAGUCCGCAGAGUCGACGUGCAGACUACAGCGGGUAUCCAGCAACGUCCAGUGUCUAAGAUAGCAGUACUCAAUGUCGCUGAAGAUGUUGGUAUAGCUGAAGGUUCUGGCAGCAAUACGGUCGGGGGUAUGUGCGCGACGUAA
Aedes albopictus (Asian tiger mosquito) is the source of this 2334-nucleotide messenger RNA. RefSeq lists its product as uncharacterized. Lineage: Eukaryota; Metazoa; Arthropoda; Insecta; Diptera; Culicidae. Gene Ontology annotation, biological process: DNA integration. The coding region runs from base 1 to 2334 and encodes 777 amino acids. The transcript has a single exon. Gene Ontology annotation, molecular function: nucleic acid binding. The record is from RefSeq and is a predicted model, not a curated record.